GUUAUACUUUAUGACCACAUCACUUAGUGCAUCAUUAAACGACAACUGCCUGUUGAAACCUAUGAAUAGGUUUGUUUUUCUCUCUGGGCUAAACCUUUAUAUUUUAAAAAAUAUAAAGUAUUUAUAAAAUAUAAAAGGUUGCUUCUAAAAAUUAAACUUUUGAAUACCUUAUUUGCAGAACAGAUGAAUUAUAUAAUGAUUUCUCAUUCUUUGUAGGUAAUCAUGAGUGAUCGAAAGGCUGUGAUCAAAAAUGCAGAUAUGUCUGAGGAGAUGCAGCAGGACUCUGUGGAGUGUGCUACACAGGCCUUGGAAAAGUAUAACAUUGAGAAAGAUAUUGCUGCCCAUAUAAAGAAGGAGUUUGACAAGAAAUACAAUCCUACCUGGCACUGCAUUGUGGGAAGAAAUUUUGGCAGCUACGUGACUCAUGAGACCAAACACUUCAUCUACUUUUACCUGGGUCAAGUUGCUAUUCUCCUUUUCAAAUCUGGUUAGAAGUAUGGAAAUUUUUCACCCAAGUAUGCAUUCGGUUACAGGACUGCACGCUAAUUCCAAAUAGACUGAAGUCUUCAGCCUUCCCCAGGGAACAUACCUUGAUCUUCAAGCCUUUUGUUUUAAUGACAGGUACUCCUAUGUACCAAUUUGUGUUUUUGUUGUGGCCAUAAAAAAAUAGCAAAAAA
Thamnophis sirtalis is the source of this 677-nucleotide messenger RNA. It is a transcript of the gene DYNLL1, whose product is annotated as dynein light chain LC8-type 1. Gene Ontology annotation, molecular function: dynein intermediate chain binding. The record is from RefSeq and is a predicted model, not a curated record. Gene Ontology annotation, biological process: intraciliary retrograde transport; motile cilium assembly. NCBI's taxonomy places the organism in Eukaryota, Metazoa, Chordata, Lepidosauria, Squamata, Natricidae. Gene Ontology annotation, cellular component: cytoplasmic dynein complex.